Macrosiphum euphorbiae (potato aphid) is the source of this 1014-nucleotide messenger RNA. NCBI's taxonomy places the organism in Eukaryota, Metazoa, Arthropoda, Insecta, Hemiptera, Aphididae. The record is from the annotation of a GenBank genome assembly.
AUGGACAUCGACGCGGUGUACCAGAAGUACGUGGCGUGCAUUCUCGAGGACGUGAGGGCCAUCCACGGCAAGGAGAUGGUGGCCACGGGCAGCCCGUCCGUGUUCUGUUCGGUGUUGCCCGGCCACUGGAGGUCCAAUAAAUCUCUGCCCAUACCGUUCAAGGUGGUCGUGCUGGACGAAGUUCCCGACGGCGCGGUAGUCGUCGUGCAAGCCGGCAACGACGAGAAUCCGUCGGCCGACAUGCGAAACUACCGAGCCCUGUCGGCCACCGGCAUCGCCGUCUUCAACGACCUCCGAUUCGUCGGCCGCAGUGGGAGAGGUAAGCUGUUAACACUCACCAUCACAGUUCAAUGCAAGGACCAAGCAGUGUUAGUAGCCAACUACGUAAAGGCCAUUAAAAUCACUGUCGACGGACCAAGGCUCCCUCGGUCGAACCACAGAGACGUGAUCCACGGUUACGGUGGCAUGUUCCCAAUGCACGGUCCCCUGCCGCCUUACGGCAUGAUCAUGGAGUACAAACGAUUGCUGGAGGGAGCAGCGUUACCGGGGUCUCUCAACUACCAGUACAUAGCGGCCAAUUACUUCCAACUUCACAACGCCAUGGAAGCGUCGCAGAUGUAUUGCGACUUACCGCCCCAGUCGGCGUUCAACUUCGCCGGCUACAACGGCCUGCACGGUUUGCCGCCCACGCCACCUCACACCGAGGAAGAACCGACGGCGACCACACCGGCGGCGCAGGACGACUGCGGCGUUCCGUCGAAGCGACAGCGACAGGCCGCCGAAUCGGCCCGCGCCGUGGCCACUGCGACGGCGGCCGCGGCCGCAACCGCCACCACCACCGGCCCGGACGACCGACUCCGGCCGGUGCCGUGCAAGCGGCCGAAGCGCGAAUCGGCCCCCAGCCCGGACAUCGACAUCGUCAGCGUGGGCGUCGUCCGAUCGUCCAGCCCGGAAGUGCAGCUCAAACCCCGCCAGGAAAAGAUCUGGAGACCUUACGGCGCCACCGACGAAUAG